AUCUUGGCUUUUUUUUCCCGUCGUAGACCAACCCCUCUGGAUAUUGUGCGCAGGGUCGCAGAGGCGUGUUGUUGUUUUCAAAACGACGGAGGUGAUGACUGGCGGGACCGACUUUCACAAAACCUACAACAAUAACAAGGACUCUGAACCCAGAAUGGAUGUGGACAUGGAUUCUGGUCAUAUUGAAAAUGAGCGGGGUGAACUGGAUAGUAGUAUCCCGGCGGCGUGUUCCUCUAACGGCAGUGGCGGGGAAGAGGACGAAGCGGAGGCCGUUGGCCGUGCGAGAGACGCCGGGGGCUCGAGUAGUCAGCACACGCCGGACGGGGGUGGUGUGUUCUGCGGCAGCGGGAGGGAGCAGGAGGUUUCGGUCGAAAUUGGAGAGACGUAUUUAUGUCAGCGAGCUGACAAGACAUGGCGUGAGUGAUUACUAUGAUUUUUUCUGUUCCGGUUAGCUUGUUAAAUAAAGAUGCUUGGUGACCAAAAUAUUUUACACCAAACUCCUCUAUAACUGACUCAUUGUUGUAAUUGGGUUAACACCAGGCUUUUGGAGACUAUGUGAUUACCGACUUCAACAAUGAAUAAAAAGCAGCUAAGCCAUGCAGUGUUCAGACUACAUAAGAGUUAGUAUUAACGAUACGACACGAUUUUAUUGCGAUACUUGGGCCACGAUACGAUACCAUUGCGAUUUUUAACAUUUUUCAAUACAGUGAGUAUUUUUCAACUGUUGAGCUGGUCCAUCUUAUUUGUGCACUGCUUGCAUUUCUAAUAUCUUUCCCCAGGUGCUGCUACAUUUCUUGCAAUAACUUUCUCCUGCUUUAUAACAUCACCUCUGCCAACCUCGCUGGACAAACAGUUGAUUAUAUUUUUCCUGUAUCAGAGAUUUGACUUCAUUUUAACAAUUUAGUUGAAAAAAUCGAUACUUGGUCAAAGAGACAAUACAAUAUGUCACCAGACAAAAUAUCACAAUACUAUGCUGCAUUGAUUUUUUUUCUCCCACCCCUGGUAUUACAACGUACUUAAUCAAAGUUGCACAGGAUGGGAAAUCUGAACAGGAUUUUUGUAGGCAUCCCAUGUUAGAAAUGUAGUGUGCUCGAUUUCAGGUUCUUGGACAAAGUUUCAAUAACUGUUGUAUCCUUUUCUCUUUUUCAGAUACAGCAGAGGUUAUCCAGUCCCGGCUGAAUGAACAGGAGGGCAGAGAGGAGUUUUAUGUUCACUAUGUGGGCUGUGAGUACAACAUAAAUAUCACUGCUUCAUCUCAUGCAAGGGGUGUAACAAUAUCAUAUCACGAUGAUAGCACCUCAAUAGCAAGUCCAAGGUACGAUGUUUAUUGUCAUAGACUUGGAAAAAUAUCUUAAAGAAACUGUGAGAUAGGAUUCAACGUAAGUCCAGGGUUGAGCGAAAUAUUUUAUGAGCGAGGACAGACUGAAGUUCCUUGGUCAAAAUAUUACUGAAGUAAAGAUUAAGACUAAGUACUUGCUUUUAGAAAGACUUAAGUAUUUAAACUUUUUUUGAAAAAAUACUGAAAUUGCAGUUUAGUGAUGCUUGGAUGCACCUUUUCUGCAUUAUGCUUAUUUAGAAAACAUUAUCGUUAUUGUUUGGACUUGCAAAUGGCAGAUUGGUUUUUUAGCUUUCCAGCUCUAUACUAACACACAAUGAUGGGAUCAACCUAUCAUCCACAGAAUGAAAAUGGCAAAGCAACUCGAAGUACGGAAAGGUUGAUGAAAUUGGAAAAAGGUUAUCUGUAAUAAAAUACAUGUUAUUUUCCUGCCACAAAACUCUUUCCCAGAUUAUACUAGUGAUACUGUUACAUCCCUGUGUUACUAUCAUCAUACUAUUGUAGCUCCUCAAGCUACUGCCCUGUACAGUAUUGAUCUCUGUUUUUUUAUCCAUGCAGUCAACAGGCGUCUAGAUGAGUGGGUGGGUAAAGCUCGCCUGGCCCUCACUAAGACAGUGAAGGAUGCUGUGAGGAAGAGCACAGAGAUCGGAGGCGUGGGUGAUUUAGGUGAACAGCCUGAAAGGAAGAUCACUCGUAACCAGAAGCGGAAACAUGACGAGAUCAACCAUGUACAGAAGGUCAGAGACAUGUUUUAUUUGGUAACACAGUGCUGUAUUAAGUAGUCAGUACUUAUCUAAUGCUGUUUUAAUUUGCAGACAUACGCAGAGAUGGACCCAACAACAGCUGCAUUGGAGAAGGAGCAUGAGGCGGUAAGGUUGACUCUCUGAGUGUCUGUCAGUGUCUCUUUUAAAUGAUGUCUUUGUACAGAGAUCAUCCCUGAAUUUUUCUGGUGAAACAGGCUCUUUGUUGACUAUCGUGAUUGUUGUCUUACUCUCCUCAUUGUUUCUCUUUCAGAUCACUAAAGUCAAAUAUGUGGAUAAGAUCCAGAUAGGAAACUUUGAGAUUGAUGCCUGGUACUUCUCGCCGUUUCCUGAGGACUAUGGCAAGCAGCCAAAGCUGUGGAUCUGCGAGUACUGCCUUAAAUACAUGAAAUACGAGAAGACCUUCAGACAUCACCUGGUUAGUGCAUCUUACACUUGGCUCGUCAGUGUAGGCGAAAUUGAAAUUAUCACGCAGCAUCCUUUGAUUUGAAGUGCUGUGGAUUCACAUUUAGAAUAUUGUGCUAUUGAGAGUGAGAAUAUAUUUCCACAAGCCUAAAAUAAGUUGGAAAUAUCUUUGUUGAAGUCCACUUCUUGCUGCCUGCUGUAAUUUCACCUUUUGACCCUUUGUCUCCUCAGUCUCACUGUCAGUGGAAGCAACCUCCUGGCAAAGAAAUCUACAGAAGAAGCAACAUAUCAGUGUAUGAAGUAGAUGGGCGGGACCAUAAGGUGAGGUUACUUUGAAAGUGCUGGAAGCAACAGUUGUACCAUUUUGAUGUAGAUUUCUCUGCUUCUGUUUUACUCUUUGUGCUUAAACUGGAAAUAAAACAGAAAUCCCAACUGAGCUACAGUAAAGCAGAUCAUCUGAUUAUAUUCUGGUUCUCUGUUUGCAGAUCUAUUGUCAGAACCUUUGUCUACUAGCAAAACUAUUCCUCGAUCACAAGACGCUUUAUUUUGACGUGGAGCCUUUUAUCUUCUAUAUCCUGACCGAAGUCAACAAGCAGGGGGCGCACAUCGUCGGCUACUUCUCCAAAGUAAGGCCAGCCUGAAAAUAUUUGUGUCAAAUUUAUCUUGAAUUCCCUGCUGUGAGUUUUCUCAAGAGUCCUGAGAAAACAUGGGAAGGUUAAGUUUACUAUGUGUCUUGACAAAACUCUUAGGGGUAAUUAAAAUAAAUGUAGCAGAUCAUGUGUAACAUCACAGCUUGUACGUGCCAUGGUUGAGCCUCAGACUGAUUUAACUCCUGAUUUUAGGGUUACCUCCCUUGAGUUCAAAUUUUGUAAGCUUGUUUAGGAGGUAAUUUUCAAAACUUAAUUUUGUACAGUUAUGUAUUUCAUUAAAGAUUUAAAAACUCCGAUGGGUACCCCUUAUCAAACAUUUCAUUUGUAAGCGUUUUUCUAUUAUGUUGUGACAAAAUCUUUUGACUUUGGAAAGUAAAAUCUUCUAAAACUGCUGUAAUAAAAGCUUGAAUUGCAUUCAGAGUGUGAGUAAUCUCAAACUGGACUAUUUAGAACCUUUUGACUAAACUUUUCUCUUUUUGUUCUUUAGGAGAAAGAGUCUCCAGAUGGGAAUAACGUGGCCUGUAUUCUCACACUACCACCUUACCAACGCAGAGGCUAUGGAAAGUUCCUCAUAGCUUUUAGUAAGUGAGAGACUGGCAUCCAAUGAGAACUUUAUUCAACAUGAAUUUCUGUGUCUGUGUUGCUUAGAAUAAUUUUCAUCAUGUCCUUAUAAUCAUAUAUGAUGAAAGAUUAUCUGGGAUUCGGCCUGAACUUACUUGUCUUCGUGAAAAAUAAUCAGGACCAAAAGUGGCCCAUUUGACAGAGCAGACCUCACCUCCUUCAAGCAGGAUGCAGGCAGACUUAUUUUAAGUUUAGCCGCCAUCAGUGCACCUCACAGUGUAAUUUUUUAAUUAAUUUAAUUAAGCAACACACAGUCUUCAAACAAUGUGUUUUGCAUAUAAAAAUGGGACAUAAAAAUCACUUUUUCUUUCUUGCGUGUGCAGGCUAUGAAUUGUCAAAGUUGGAAGGUGCAGUGGGCUCCCCGGAGAAGCCUCUUUCAGAUCUGGGGAAGCUGAGCUACAGGAGUUACUGGUCUUGGGUCCUGCUAGAGAUCUUGAGGGACUUCAGAGGAACAUUGUCGAUCAAAGACCUUAGGUAUGAUCACACAUACACCAUCAGACACUCCCCCUCUUCUCUGUGGUUUGUUCAGACUGUUGUAACUCACCGUCAUGAUGUUGAUUUCUCUCUCUUUGCUUUUUAUUCCUCCAGCCAGAUGACCAGCAUCACACAGAGUGACAUCAUCAGCACGUUGCAGUCGCUGAACAUGGUGAAGUACUGGAAAGGUCAGCAUGUUAUCUGUGUCACACCCAAACUGGUCGAGGAGCACCUAAAGAGCGCCCAGUACAAGAAACCCCCUAUUACAGGUAAGCUCAGACUCAUUUCUCUCUGACUCUAUUAACUCUAUAAUGUGUAAUUUUGUGUCAUUUCCAAAAGUUUUUCUCUGAGUCCAUCUAAAAGCUGCUUUCUUGCACUCAUGGUUCGUCUCUCCUCCUUUACAGUGGACACUAUGUGUUUGAAGUGGGCGCCCCCUAAAAAUAAACAAGCCAAGCUGUCCAAGAAGUGAAGAGAGGAGUCGCCUGUCCAUCAUUCCAUGUGUUUUAUGACUUCUUCAUCUUUGUCUGGCCAUACUCUGCUGUAAUGAAAACAAUGUAUAUAACUUAGUAGCAUCUGUCAGUAUUUUCUUAAAUAUAUAUAAAAACAAAUCUCAGACCUGU
Xyrichtys novacula (pearly razorfish) is the source of this 4867-nucleotide messenger RNA. Lineage: Eukaryota; Metazoa; Chordata; Actinopteri; Labriformes; Labridae. The record is from the annotation of a GenBank genome assembly.